Messenger RNA from Geodia barretti, 326 nucleotides. The record is from the annotation of a GenBank genome assembly. Lineage: Eukaryota; Metazoa; Porifera; Demospongiae; Tetractinellida; Geodiidae.
AAGUCGGUAUCACUGUCACGCCACCCACUACAACAAUGUGCCACACUAUCAACAUAACUGACGACAAUAUCCGUGAAGGGAACGAAACAUUUUCUGUGAUUGUUAGCUCCCCCGAUGACCCAGUUGAGUUUAGGAUGUCAACAACAGUGGUUACAAUCAAGGAUAACGAUGAGGUGCUGGUGGAGUUGGAGCAACAGAGCUAUGAAAUUGAUGAGGAUGACAGUAAUGUUGAGUUAAACGCCACCCUUCAAAUCUGCGUGAUUCUUACUGGGGAAAUUGAGACACCUGUUAGUGUCGCAGUAACUUCAGUCAACAGUACAGCAACU